AGGAUGGAUUUCGCAACGAAUGUGAGACCGCUGCUGCAGGACACCGACGACCGGGAGACGGACAGUGAUGCGUUCCUGGAUGAUGCGUACGCCGGAUCGAUAAAUGCCUCCACCAGUAACAUUCCCGAUCCGGCCAAGGAGAAUGCCACCGAAACGCGCAUCAUUGCCGGCGGACAUCGGAUCGCACCGACUGACAAGUUCAACUACACGUACGCCGUGUUCUACCUCAUGGGCAUGACGACGAUGGUGCCGUGGAACUUUUUCGUCACGGCCGAAGAGUACUGGCAGUAUAAGUUCCGGAACAUAUCGUCCAAUGAUACGUCCGCACUGACACCACGUCAGCUAGAGUUCCAGUCGGAUUUAAGCAUUGCCGCGGCCGUCCCGGGGACAGUGUUUCUCAUCCUGAAUGCCUGCAUCGGCCAUAAGGUUCCGCUGCACGUGCGCAUGAAUGGGUCGCUCGUGUUUAUGCUGCUGAUCAUGAUCGGUACGACGGCGCUGGUGCGUGUGGACACCGAUCAGUGGCAGGAUGCGUUCUUUAACCUGACGAUGCUAUCCGUCGUGGUGAUAAACAGUUUUUCAGCCAUUCUAACCGGUGGAUUGUUCGGUAUAGCGGGACAGUUCAGUGCCCACUACAUGACGGCCGCCGUCAGUGGGCAGGCACUUGGUGGAAUAUUCUCGGCCGUGGCCGACAUCAUCGCGCUUACCUUCGCCAGCAAUCCGUCCACGACCGCGUUUGUGUUCUUCAUCGUCGGUUGUCUAGUGUUGCUGCUGUCCCUCGUCGCGUACGUCGUCAUGUCAAAGACCCUAUUCUUCAAGUACUACACCUGCUCGAAAACAUUGAUGAAAAGCUCACUGGAAGCGAAUCCCGCAACGAGAGAAAUCUGUGCCCGUUUGGAGCCCCGGUUUCCGGUGGUAAUGCGAAAGAUUUGGAUUUACGGGUUCGCCGAGUGGCUGGUGUUCGUUACGACCCUUUCGAUCUAUCCCGCCGUAACGGUGCUGGUGGGGUCGCAAAACCAUGGCCGACCGUGGAACGAUGUUUAUUUCCUUCCGGUUGUGAACUAUCUUCUCUUCAAUACGGGCGAUUACUUGGGACGUGUUUUUGCUGGCCUGUUCGAGUGGCCGUGGAAUAAUUCCAUCCUCAUCGGGGUGCUUACGAUCGGCCGGAUAGCGUUCGUUCCAGCGAUGCUGCUGUGCAACAUAACCCAGCAUCACAACUUCCCCGUCCUUAUACACUCGGACUACAUGUUCAUCGUGCUGAUGGCCGCUUUUGCCCUGUCGAAUGGAUACCUUGCCAACAUUGCCCUCAUCGGCGCGCCGCGUGUCGUGGACGGACAUGAGAAGGAGAUGGCAUCGUCCAUGAUGGCCGCCUUUCUGGGUGUCGGACUGGCGUGCGGUUCUGCCAUUAGUUUAAUGAUCAUCGAAAUGAUCAAGUGA
Messenger RNA from Anopheles marshallii, 1434 nucleotides. It is a transcript of the gene Ent1, whose product is annotated as equilibrative nucleoside transporter 1. Gene Ontology annotation, cellular component: plasma membrane. The record is from RefSeq and is a predicted model, not a curated record. Gene Ontology annotation, molecular function: nucleoside transmembrane transporter activity. Gene Ontology annotation, biological process: nucleoside transmembrane transport. The transcript has 3 exons. NCBI's taxonomy places the organism in Eukaryota, Metazoa, Arthropoda, Insecta, Diptera, Culicidae. The coding region runs from base 4 to 1434 and encodes 476 amino acids.